CCCUCUCUGUGCAGUGUCAAAGAAACUGUGUCCUCUCUAGCGACCUCUUCUCUGCUCUACUAUGAAGCAUCAAGGUUUCCAAUGAGGCAAAGCAUCGAUCCCUUACAAGCAAGUACUCUGCUUCAAUUUCUGCCGUGCUGUCUGACUCAACUAGCGCAAGCUGAAUGGAUCUUGUGUUUGUCGGUCUUCUUCCUUCUCUGUUUUCUUUUUUUUGUCCUUUUCAUUUUCACAUUGAGGAAGAACUUGAUUUUCCAAAGAAUGAAGGAUCUUUAUCUGGUAGCAUUAACAUUCUUUCCCCUGCUGGCUGCUGCAUUGGAUUGCUAUUCUUUUUGCUUUUUCUGCGUUGAGUUGAAAGCAAGUCGUGCAAUUGAGUUGAAGAAUCAUUCUUUACUAUAUGGAAAAGUGAUAAGGGUCAUGUGGUCUCGUCGCGAUCCUGAUGUGAGAAAAAGUGGCAGAGGGAAUGUUUUUGUUAAGAACUUAGCUGAAUCCAUAGAUAAUGCGGGAUUACAUGAUUUAUUUCAAAAGUUUGGAAAUAUCUUGUCUAGCUUUGGGAAUUGCUUUGGUGCUUCAAAUUGGUUUAGAGGGAGUGAUGAUAGUGAUACUGCUGAGAAGCCACGGGAACGAGGUAAUAGAAUUGAGGUUGUGACUAAUUGAAUGAUGUUGUGUUUGAUUUAUUGAAUGAUGAUGAUGCUGAAAAUUCUGUUUGUUAGAGUGCAGAAUUUGUUGAAAGGCUAAAAGCCAAGUUUCAUGAUUGAAUUAAUUGAUGAUACAUGCUAAUGAUUAUUUGAGAUGAUGCUGGUCUAUUUGUUAUAUAUGAUGCAGUAAAUUGACGAUAAUAUAUGUGAA
This is a messenger RNA of Arachis ipaensis, 846 nucleotides long. Lineage: Eukaryota; Viridiplantae; Streptophyta; Magnoliopsida; Fabales; Fabaceae. The record is from RefSeq and is a predicted model, not a curated record.